AGUGCUCGAAGGUAUAAAAGCGGGAGCAGCCCAGACCACAGCCAACAGUUCCCAUUGAGCGAUCACUUCGAGCAACCCUCUCAGAAAGCAAAUAAAAAGUCCAAUUCCAGUAUGAAGAACGCUGUUGCCAUCCUGCUGUGCGCCCUCCUGGGUCUGGCCUCCGCCGCCGAGUACAAGAUCCGUACCGCAGAGGAUCUGCAGAACGCGCGCAAGGAGUGCGCCGCCAGCAGCAAGGUGACCGAAGCCCUGAUCGCCAAGUACAAGACCUUCGAUUACCCCGACGAUGACAUCACCCGCAACUACAUCCAGUGCAUCUUCGUCAAGUUCGACCUGUUCGAUGAGACCAAGGGCUUCAAGGUGGACCACCUGGUGGCCCAGUUGGGCCAGGGCAAGGAGGACAAGAACGCGCUGAAGGCCGACAUCGAGAAGUGCGCCGACAAGAACGAGCAGAAGUCGCCCGCCAACGCCUGGGCCUUCCGCGGCUUCAAGUGCUUCCUGGGCAAGAACCUGCCCCUGGUGCAGGCCGCCGUCCAGAAGAACUAGGAUGUGCCGCGCAGUUUCACGUCAAUUCUAGAACCGCAAGAACAAAUCGCCAACAAGGCGGAAUUUCCGAGUGAAUCCGCUCAGGCUCUGCAAUCCUACAAUUGAAAUAAAACCAUAUAAUAGUGCUUGAAGGAA
Drosophila subpulchrella is the source of this 678-nucleotide messenger RNA. It is a transcript of the gene Obp44a, whose product is annotated as general odorant-binding protein 99a. The transcript is spliced from 2 exons. NCBI's taxonomy places the organism in Eukaryota, Metazoa, Arthropoda, Insecta, Diptera, Drosophilidae. The record is from RefSeq and is a predicted model, not a curated record. Bases 112 to 543 code for a protein of 143 amino acids. Gene Ontology annotation, molecular function: odorant binding. Gene Ontology annotation, biological process: sensory perception of smell.